AUGUCCCAAGGAGCCACAUAUGUUAAAAGAGUCUCCUUUGAUGAUUUAGCCCCAUCCUUUAUAGACGAUCAAAUUCAAUUAUUAAAGAAGGAGAAGAAAUUCAUUGGAUUUAACAAUCAAUUCAUUCAUGUCCCACCACAGUACAAUCCACUAUUUAACGGCUCAACUACGAGUUCGAGUGAUAUUUCACCCACAAACUCAAGAGAGGGCAGUGCUCAGCCUAAUACCUGUGACUUAAAUACCACUUCUGCUUCAAGUAAUGAUACAAAAAUUCAUAAUAUGUACAAUUCAUUGUUUGUAUCUCUUCCAGGUACUUCAUUGAAAAAGUCGAGUAGUCAUGAUGUUCUAAGAGAAAGGAGCAUUUCACCGUUUUAUAAUUCUGAAUUUAAAUCUAACAGGGCAAGAUUACCACCCCCACCAAAAAUUCCUUCUAUUAAGGAUAAACCUCGUUACGUUGAUGAACAAGUUGAGAUACAGGACGUUGAUAUCUCGAAUAUGGAUUUUAAUGAAGAAAAGGAAAUGGAGCACAUUACUAAUAGAAAUACAGUUGAUAAUUCAGGUUCUAGAAAAGUUUCUCAGGCUGCAUUCUCAAAUUUAAACGAAGUAGAAGAUAGAAUUAGCAAUUCGUCUAAGUUAAAGUUACCAAUUACAAAUAGUCAACCUGAUGGACCUCCCAAAAGAAAAUCAUUCGCUGGUAUGUCAUUAAAGGAAUUAGAAGAGUUAGAAUCAUCAUAUUCAGCAUUGGGUAGGUCGACGAAACAUGAUAUUAAUAACUUUGACUUUGGUAAACAAGAUACCUUAUUUAUUGGAAAAAUUAAGUCCAAAAAUUCACCAGCUUCCCUUAAUGCUAGUACGAAUUUUAAAGAUCCCUUUGCUGCAUUAUAUCCUUCUAGGCCUUCUGUUAAUCAUAGAGCUAUUAGUAUGACCGAGAUGCAUCGUGAUUACAAAGAAUAUAUAUCAAAUUCAAUUCACUCACCUAUUCAUCAUAUCAAAGACAAUUGUUCGAUAGAACAUACAAGAGGUCCAAGGGUAAUUCUUUGCUAUAUAUCUGGUAAAAGAUAUACUUGGUCUUCUGUAGAUUGGUUUAUUCAAAAUGAAGUGGCAGAUGGUGACCAUUUAGUUAUAGUGAGUACUAUUCCUGACUAUGAGGAAAAAAUCAAGCUUUCUUCAAUCUCUUCGUCAUCUUCAACAUCAUCAGUGAGAAAUUUAGGUUCAAAACCUAGUUAUACUUAUUCGAAUCCAAUGAAAGAUUUUCCAACGAGAAGAAAUUCAUAUGCUUCAAAAGAAGGCUCAUUAGAAAUUUCAGAAUCUUCUACAUUAUAUUCUUCAAAAGAUGCUUUAAAUAAUAUCCCAAACAGUAUGAGAUUGGAAGCAAUACAUGAUAGAGCUGUUCAGAAGGCAAACAAAAUUUUAAAGUAUUAUUCCUCAAAAUUACAAGAUAAAAUUAUUAAAGUUACUGUUGAAAUAAUCAAGGACUCUUCAAAAAAAGAUGCAUUAGCCAGGUCAAUUGCAUUAUAUAAGCCCGACUGGCAGAUUAUCAGUACGGUAAGUGCUAAUUUGCAAAUAAAGUUUAGAAAUGGAAAAGUAAAAUUACCAUUUUUCUUGAUGAAACAUGCAAUUACCCCAACUUGUGUUAUACCUUAUGAAUUUAUGGAUCCUGGCUUGGUAGAUCACAUUGAUGAACCUGAAAAGUUUACUAGGAAAUCCAUUGCUCCCCCAGACAAAAUGAAGUGGGUCAGUGAAACUAUCAAGAAAACCUUAAAUAAUCCAUAUUUGAGGCCCGAAUUAUCUACAGAUGGCACAGAUGCUAAAUCUUUUGAUAGUGUUGAGGAUGAAGACGACAUUGUUGCAGAUUCUAUUAAUGAAUACUAUCCAAUAACGCCAGAUAUACAAAGGAAAAUGGAUCUGUUCGAAAGGAUUGGUUAUGUUAGGCCAACACCAUGUCGUCAAGAAAACUUAUCUCCUGUAGACAGUGUUGAUGGUCGUAAGAUGGAACCAGUUACAUCGAGAAGUUCUGGUCGUAGUUCAAGAAUUCAAUUUCAGGAUGAUUGUAUGUAUAAGGUACGUUCACUUAUCCCAGAUUCUGAUGUUGAGCCACACACUGAUGAUAUGAUAAGGAAAACAAAAUCAUCUGUUGGACCAACCCUGCAUACACAGAGCUCUAAAACAAGCUCAAGUAGUAGUAAGCAUAACAAGUCAAAAGAAAGAAAGGCAAAUUUCAAACAAAGCUCUAGUCAACCAAAUAUGACCCAUCACUCGAAACAUAAUGUAUCAUCCAUUAAAGAUAAUAGAGAACGGAAUGAUACUAAAGAACAAGGUAAAGGGGGUUCAAAGAAAGGUUUUGGGUCUCUCUUCAAAAAGGUUUUCCAUUAA
This is a messenger RNA of Vanderwaltozyma polyspora DSM 70294, 2373 nucleotides long. RefSeq lists its product as uncharacterized. Bases 1 to 2373 code for a protein of 790 amino acids. NCBI's taxonomy places the organism in Eukaryota, Fungi, Ascomycota, Saccharomycetes, Saccharomycetales, Saccharomycetaceae. The transcript has a single exon. The record is from RefSeq and is a predicted model, not a curated record.